AUGGUAAAUGGAACGUGUGGGGUUGGAAGCACUGUGUACUCGACGGCAUUUUCAACUUCUAUCAGUGCAAAUCCAUCAAGCCACCGCUCCUCCAGUGUGAGUUCUUCUGUGUCCCAUUCUUUCCGCACCUCGGUAGUGACCAACAGCAGUGUUGCAUCGUCGAUCAUGUGGAUGGUUUAUAUUGGUGCUGGUGGGCCUUACAGGUUUCCUGAGAUCCAGAAGCUGAAAUUUGCCAGCAACGACAGAAACAUCUUUGCGGAUAACAUCACGCGGUGUUUGGCGAUUCGGACUGUGUACACCAAGGCACAGGUCGCCAAGCGGAUGACGAAGCACUUGGACACGACAACCUCCCACUUUCUGUUUUUCUUUAUUAUGAUUGUCGUGCCGCUCCGCAAUCACAUCGCUGGGAGUGAUUUCGCAGGGAUGUCCCGUGACCUCUUCGAUGAGAUGGGCGCUAGAGUGCAAGGUCAUCCUACCAACGCUGCUGGCCCUCUGGGAGGGGCGAUGUCAGACAAGGACUUUUCGCAACAGGUCAUCAAGAGCUUUUUGUUUGUUGACGUGCUGGCUGGAAAACUGUUAAAGUAUGACUUCUUUAACAAGAGAACUCGCGACCACCCCUGCUCGGUUCACAAAGAGGGCCGUUUGACCUUCCGGGAGCUACGCCAUGGUAUCAUCUUCUUCAUGCGGAAGCACACGAAUGUUGCACAGAUUAUUGCCGGUGCCAACGCUGUCGAGGAGUAUGCCGGGCACACGGCCACCACAGGUCGCCAGGUCUAUGCCGCGCCGGGAACCGUGAUCGACCACAACGAGAGCGAAGAGGCUAUCGGCGAUCACCAGAUAGCCCUGGCGUGGCACAGAUUUCUUGGACUUGAGAUGGCAAAGAGUGUCGUGACAGUUACCGAGAAGGAUAAGGCCAAGAAGGAGUACCGGCCUUAUGGCGCCAUGGGUGACCUGACCGCUGCGGGGAGGCUGCUGUACAACGAUGCGUUUCAAUUUCGGAAGGGACAGCAGGAUAUAGCCAUUGAUGUUUUUCUGGGUACCGAACAGCUGAUCCCAGUGCAGGCUCUGCCAGGUUAUGGAAAAACCGCGUUGUUCCAGAUUCCUUUAAUUGCUCUGAAGAAGAAGAACCCUUUGCCAAAGGUCGUAUCUUUCGUAUUUGUGCCGUACAUUCCAUUGAAGGCCAACAUGAUUGACCGGUUAAGGGCGAAGGGCCAGCUUGAGGUCGGGGACGUCGCGGAGCUGCUGAAGAACGGUCCAAACGUCGGCGAGGACGCACUUAUCGCCGAUGUAUACGUCGGUGCAUUCCACGAGAUGGGCACUGUUUCUUGUAAGGAACUGAUUGAUAAUUGGUACAAAACUUUCAAGAACACCAUUCUCGGGUUGGUCGUGCUCGACGAGUUCCAUAACUUCGAAACGGAACUCACUUUCCGCGCAGAGGUGUACCAGUUAAUUGAUACUAUUAAUCUGGGACUGGCGUGGAAGGUUUUGGUGCUCUCCGGGACCAUUGGGAGGAGAAACUUCGCGGCGCCUUUGAAGAGAUUGGGCUUUAAGAAGCCGUUGACUACAGAGCUGACGUUUGAGUCAAAGAGUUUUAUCCGCAAUCUUGUCGAAGAACUUCCGCUUGGGAACUCCGUGAAGUGGUUUGGGGAGUGCGCUUCGUCUGACCAGUGCCUGAAAAAGGCUGUUGCUCUGGUAAACCACUUUCUUGCUUCGGAGGAGAACUCGAAGGUUAUUUUGGUGUGUCGCACGAGGGAGCACGUUGGUCUCUUGGCGACUGAUCUUACACCACAUGACCCUCUUUCCGUGCAUGGUCGUAUGAGCGGUGCGGAUAAGGAGCAGAUUAUGCGGCGCUUCAUCCAGGACCCCGCCAAAAGGGUCCUCGUCGGAACCAAGCUGGUAUCGGAGGGAAUCGACGUGCAAAGCUUAGCCCUUGUUAUCCUUGUUGACUACCUCCCUUCUAUCGGCGAGUUCGUUCAAACUGCCGGGAGAAUAAGGGGGGACGGGUUGUGCCUGGUGCUUUGGUCUUCCGCCUGUCGGAACGACCCCGCCAAGGAUCUGAACCCAGGUUGCUUGACCCCACAGUUAAACCGCUUUUACGAGCUGAGCCAAGAAGGACAUGUGGGCUGUUGCGGCAACCUGGAGAGGGUGAAUCCACUAUCAGUCGACCUCGCUCAGCGGGUGUUUCCUAAUAUUCUCUCCUUCCCCUUAUUACGGAAGGACAAGUGGGAGCAAUUUGAAACAGCCUCGUUGAAAAGAGCUCGCACUGAACAGCCCUGGGAAGAAGACAGUGCAGCUGAAGAAUCCGAACUUUUCGGAAUCGAUAUGUUCAUUGGUCAGCCUGAGAUGACUGAGUGCGUGGAGGGCUCGACCGUGGACAGUUCUGAUGAAGAAAAUGGGCGCACUCCUGGCCCAGAGAUCCGUCCUCAUAAAGCUCCAAGAAUUCAAAGUGGGGACCUGCACCGCCCGGAAAGACCUUUGCCCGCGAAUAACAGGGUAUAUUCCAGCGGUGAAGAUGAAGUGCCUUCUUUGGAUGCAGCUGAGUACGGGGAUGCCGAGCUGUGGCCUUCUCCUUCUAUUGAUGAUGGCAUGCCAUGGGAUCAGACCCAGCAAGAUGAUGCCCCAAGACAUUCCAGGGAUUCGCCGGUGACUGACUUGAUUCCAGGUCCAUUCUACAGCGAGCACGAUGACGCUACGUCCCAAAGUAUAGGACAGGAGCUGAGGGCUGCGUUUGGACCGGAACUGAGCCUGUACUACUUUCUAGACAUUGAAGGAACGUACGAGACGGUGAUGAAAUUCUGGAAUCCCUAUGAGUCCAAUGUCGGUAUUCCAAAGGUGAACGAACCUAAGUUCUGCUUCGUAUGCAUGGGCGGACAGCACUUCAAAUGCGUCUGCCCAGAGUUUACCUCGCACAAGCAGAAGUACGUCGUCAUAGUAAUGCAACUUCUCGAUAUUCAGACGAACGCACUGUUAAGGAAAUGUUCAGACGAAAGAAAAAGAGAAGCGCGUCAUAGUUAA
Molecule: messenger RNA, 3015 nt
Organism: Huiozyma naganishii CBS 8797
Lineage: Eukaryota; Fungi; Ascomycota; Saccharomycetes; Saccharomycetales; Saccharomycetaceae
Exons: 1
Coding region: 1-3015 (1004 amino acids)
Molecular function (GO): nucleic acid binding; ATP binding
Source: RefSeq, a predicted model, not a curated record